AAUAAAAACAAUAAAUCCAUCGAUAAUAAAAGUCCAUCUUAAAUGUAAAAAUAUGCUAUAAAUUUUACUUUGCUGCAACACUGCAGAUUUGUGGUUUUAGGCCAAAUUGACGUGACGAACUUGCGGAAAGUGAACGGUUACAGCCUCUUUGCGUCAUUUCCGCCAUUAGGACGACUCGCUGACAGCCGCGCACCCCGUCUGCAGGCGGUUUUUUGACACUGCGCGGACAGUGCACGUACGGAAAGUUAAAUAUACCGGGCCUUUAGUUUUUCAAAUGACUCUGUUUAUGAACACUUGCGUUUUUUUUGUCAAAGUCCUCACUCUACCACUUUACGUUGCAGAGUUGGCUGGACUUCUGUCUUUCUACAAACGCGUCUUUCCUCGGUUCGUAUAUAAUUUCACUUUAGCGUACAAUGAAAUGAUGAAGGAAAAGAAAGCAGAGCUAUUUCGAAACCUGGACAAAUUCUUCCCGCAGAAAGGCUCUCUGCGCAUCCUGGAGCUGGGCUGCGGAUCCGGGGCGAACUUCGAGCACUAUCCGACGGGCUGCAGGAUCACGUGCAUCGACCCAAACCCGCAUUUCCAAAAGUACCUGGAGAAAAGUAUGGCGAAGAACGAUCACCUCGUUUAUGACAGCUUCAUCGUGGCUUCGGGGGAGAAUCUAAAGGCUGUGGGGGACGGCUCUGUGGAUGUUGUGGUGUGCACGCUGGUUCUGUGCUCGGUCCAGGAUACACGGAAGGUUCUGCAAGAAGCAAAGAGAGUUCUGAGGCCUGGGGGAGCAUUAUUCUUUCUUGAACAUGUGAUGUCUGAUCCUUCAACUUGGAGUUACUUUUUCCAACGUGUUUUUCAGCCUUUCUGGUACUAUAUGAACGAUGGUUGUGAUACAACCCGUCCCACUUGGAAGCACCUCGAGGCAGCAGGCUUCUCCGACCUUCAGCUAUGCCACAUCCAAGCUCCUUUAUUUUUUAUGCUCAAACCACACAUUGUUGGUUAUGCAGUCAAAUGAUGAAUAUGAAUUUUGCAGAAGGAAAAACCUUUCUCAAGCACGGUUUCUUUAAGUAAUCCUUAUUCCACUAUACUUUUAAAUGUUUGUAUGAAAGAGCAAUUUCUAUUGAAUGUAUAAAAUAAGUUUUAGUUUGAGUAUCCUGUCUGUAAAACACAGCACUAUUAAAUACAAAAGCACCAGCACAACAAAAUGCAUAAAUCUAUAUUAAAAAUGCUUUUGGAAAUGAA
Puntigrus tetrazona (Sumatra barb) is the source of this 1230-nucleotide messenger RNA. RefSeq names its product methyltransferase-like protein 7A. The coding region runs from base 275 to 1003 and encodes 242 amino acids. NCBI's taxonomy places the organism in Eukaryota, Metazoa, Chordata, Actinopteri, Cypriniformes, Cyprinidae. Gene Ontology annotation, molecular function: S-adenosylmethionine-dependent methyltransferase activity. The record is from RefSeq and is a predicted model, not a curated record. The transcript has 3 exons.